Daphnia carinata is the source of this 1711-nucleotide messenger RNA. Its product is annotated as autophagy-related protein 13-like. The record is from RefSeq and is a predicted model, not a curated record. The transcript has a single exon. Lineage: Eukaryota; Metazoa; Arthropoda; Branchiopoda; Diplostraca; Daphniidae. Gene Ontology annotation, cellular component: extrinsic component of membrane; cytosol; phagophore assembly site. The coding region runs from base 283 to 1647 and encodes 454 amino acids. Gene Ontology annotation, biological process: protein localization to phagophore assembly site; mitophagy; piecemeal microautophagy of the nucleus.
UCACACAGAAUUGUUAGGUUCAUACAAUCUCGUGAAUAGUUUUCCUUUGGUUUCUCAAAAUACAGCGAAGUACCAGGCUGUUUACCUGUAUGUUCUUGAUAUACGUUCCACAGUUGCUUAUGACAAGAUGUGUCUUCCAUUUCAAGAUAACAGGGAUGAAAAUAACAAGUGUGUUCUUCAAGAAAUUCCUUGAAAAGCAAACGUAAAAAUAAAACAUCAAAAGAUAAUUUAAACUUUGCGGAAAUUUGAGUAUCUGUUUACCACUAAAAUCAAGCUUUAAUAAUGGCUACUGCCACCAUGAGUUACCAAACAUCUGGUGUGGCUGCUGUUGGAUUGACUGCACAAGAGCAGAAGGACAUGGAAAGAUUUGUGAAAUUUUUGAGCCAAAAAAUGGUACAAGUCAUUGUUCAAUCAAGGCUUGGGGAAAAGAUUUGCACUCCAUGCAAGGCACACCCUUCUACAUCAGACUGGUUUAAUUUGGGAAUUGAAGAUAUCCCAGAAGUGGUUGUAGAAACAAAAAAAGCAUUAAAAGGACAACUUCUUACCAUUGGGAGCCCACCUUUAUGUGUUGAAAUAUCUUUAAAAACUGUUGAAGGUGAUUCAUUAAUUCUAGAAAAUUGGAGUCUGACAGUUAAUGAAAAUUCAGAACCACUGAAUCGAGUCACCUAUACUGUGUACAGCAGAAUGUCUUUACUAUUGAAAUCCAUAAUUUCAGUCAGUAGAAUAACUCCUGCAUACAAACUUUCUGGAAGACAAGGAGCAGACAGCUUCGUUUUGUGCUAUCGCGUAUAUUGUGGCGAACCUCAUGGAUUGGGUACUUCGACCAAAAACUGUACCAUCGGUCAAGUUGACACACCCAUCGGCUUGUAUAGCGUCGUGUUGAGCUAUCGCACGCAACUAGCCCUAUCUCCGAAAGACGGAGCAAUGUUGGUGAAAAGUGACCAUUUCGAUCAGCAUUUGAUAAGUGAUCAAUACAGUCCACGGCUAUGCCGAGCAGCCGACAGUAAAGGAGACAGAGGAGGAGAAAGUAGUAGCGGAAGCGAGCCCGUAGCAUCAGAUGAGAGUCAAGAUGCAUGUCGGUUGUUUGUCAAUUCGCCACCAGGCAACAAAGUAGCAGAGUAUCAAAAUUUACUGCAGCAAAACCGAUACUCCUUUGAUGACGGACCCAAGUUUGGUGCGUUUGCCGAUCCAUCUUCUGCUCGCCGUAACCUAUCUGCUGAGUUCGUGUUACCGGAAUUGCCACUACCCACAUUUAUGAAAAUCAAGAGCUUAAAAGAUGUAAAAAAAGAAAACGAGCAGCGUCCUCUAGUCACUGGUGGUUCGGCUGUGGUUCCAACAAAAGAGGUCGAUGUAACCGAAAACGCAAAUCAGACGAAUAUCUCGAUAGGACCUGUCAGUACUAGUGACGAAUUCGUUAUGGUUGAGUCGCUGAAAACACCGUUCACCGAAGGAGACUCAUCUCACGAUGUCGGUGCCUUUUUCCGUGAAUGUCAAUCGGCUCCCGUUUCCCUGCAAUCUUUUAAUCGCUCAUGUGGCAUCGCUACCCAAGAGAUCGGUUCUCAGCUUGAACAAUUCGAAAAAGACCUCGAAGGUUAUGACGACCUCGUACAGUCGCUGUGCAUAGAUUCUGAUGAGAGUGGAAAAUAGUGAACUCCAUCUGUAUAAAGCAUGUACAUUGAUAUGACUAACCAAUAUAUUGCUGGGAAAACGA